Molecule: messenger RNA, 619 nt
Organism: Tachysurus vachellii
Lineage: Eukaryota; Metazoa; Chordata; Actinopteri; Siluriformes; Bagridae
Gene: dusp28
Product: dual specificity phosphatase 28
Exons: 2
Coding region: 93-557 (154 amino acids)
Biological process (GO): protein dephosphorylation
Cellular component (GO): cytoplasm
Molecular function (GO): MAP kinase tyrosine/serine/threonine phosphatase activity
Source: RefSeq, a predicted model, not a curated record
AGACCUGUGAGUUUGCCCGAUCAGACAGUUUUGAUAUCUCUCUCUCUCACACACACACACACACACACACACACACACAGUGAGCUAGAUAUAUGCUGUGUAAGGUUACAGACUCGCUGUUCAUCAGCAAUGCGCGCUCAGCCUGCAGUGAUGAGCUUCUCCAGAAGGAGGCAGUGACUCUCUGUAUCAACGUGUCCAGGCAGCAGCCCUGUCCUUCAGCACGUGUCAGCACUCUGCGCGUGCCCGUUUACGACGACCCCAACGAGGACCUGCACGCGCACUUCGAUCGCUGCGCUGACGUCAUACUCCGUGAAGCUGCGCGCGGCGGCCGCACGGUCAUCUACUGCAAAAAUGGCCGCAGUCGCUCUGCCACAAUAUGUAUCGCCUACCUCAUGAAGCAUCAGAGCUUGUCCUUAACCGAAGCGUAUGAGGUGGUGAAAAAAGCUCGUUCAGUGGUGGACCCAAACCCAGGCUUUAGGGCCCAACUGGAGCGAUACGAGCAGGAGCUGAAGACCAGGAGGUCAGAAAGCAGCAGUCUGAAUAUCUUGCCAUCUUAAAACAAACAAACAACAAGCUCGUCAUCGAGGCUCCUGUUGAUCUUAUUUCAUUUCAAAUUGAU